AUGGCCGAUCCCAAAUUUGUGGUUGGACGGACUUUUACUUGUAAGCAGAAGUUAUUCAUGAAGGCAUGCAAGAGCCAUGGAGUGGUUCACCAAAGGAAGAUAAAGUUCAGUAAAAAUGAUGGCAGAAGAGCUACAGCUUAUUGCAAAGAUUGUAGCUGGAAAGUUUCUACAGCCGUUAUGGCAGACGAAAAGACUUUUCAAGUCAAGAGCAUGCAAGGUGGCAAGCUUAUAGACCCAAAAAAAAAGGCAGAGAGUUUAGUUAAUGGUGAAUAUGAAGCCCAAUACAACAAACUAAGGAACUAUUGUAGGGAAAUAAAUCCUGGCUCAAAUGUUUUCAUGACAACUGUUGAAGAUGAUGAGAGAGAAGAUAGGUUUGAGAGGUUGUAUAUUUGUUUUAAUGCAUGCAAGACAGGCUUUUUAAGUGGUUGUAAGCCUGUUGUUGGAUUAGAUGGCUGCCAUCUUAGAGGGCCCCACAAGGGAGAGAAUUUGGGCACUUGCAAGAGCUCCUUACAAAAAUCUGUUCAAGGUUUUGAUGGAAGCUUGAAAGCAGUUGAUGAGGGUGCAUUUCAAUGGCUGCUUGACAACACAACACCGCAGCAAUGGUCUAGAGCUUACUUCAGAACCUCCCCUAAAUGUGACAUUUUAUUGAACAAUCUAUGUGAGAGUUUCAACUCCAGCAUUUUAGAAGCAAGGGAGUGGCCUAUACUAGGGGACUGGAAUUAUGAGGUGAGGUGCAUGUAUGGGGAUAGGUACAAUGUGAAUUUGGCUAGCAGAACUUGUAGUUGUAGAAGGUGGGAACUAAAUGGCAUUCCUUGUGCUCAUGCAAUGAGUGCUAUUGCUUUGAAAAAGGAGCCACCUCCGGAGAACUUUGUUAAUGAAUGCUACUCAAAAGAGGCUUACAUGAGGGCAUAUGGGCCUAUAAUAUAUCCUCUCAAUGGUGAGCAUUUGUGGAAAGAUUUGAAACAGGGGCCUGUCCUGCCACCUGAAAUCAUCAAGCUUCUUGGCCGGCCUAAGAAGGUAAAAAGAAGAGAACCAGAUGAGCCACCAGCUGCAACAACUUCUCAAGGACAAACAAAGAGACUAUCUAGAGUGGAUCUAAUGGAUUAUAAGUGUAGAAAGUGUAAACAAAAAGGCCACAAUAGUAGGAAGUGUCCAAGCAGUGAUGAUCAAGGGAAUGUCCAGCAACAAGCUGCUGCAGCUACAAGUAGCUCUCAGCCACAGCAGCAAACUCCUAAUACCAUCAAUCCUGGUGCAAACAAACAGUCCCAACCUCAGCAGUGCGAAACUGAUUACCAGCCUCAAAAUGCUACUCCUGGUGGAUACAAAUAG
Coffea arabica (coffee) is the source of this 1329-nucleotide messenger RNA. RefSeq lists its product as uncharacterized. Lineage: Eukaryota; Viridiplantae; Streptophyta; Magnoliopsida; Gentianales; Rubiaceae. Gene Ontology annotation, molecular function: zinc ion binding; nucleic acid binding. The record is from RefSeq and is a predicted model, not a curated record.